AUGAAUCAACCUAUAAAUCAAGUAAUUGGAGGUCAACCUUUGGCACCUCAAAACGCCAAUAUUCCUGUAAAUCAAGUAAUUGGAGGUCAACCUUCGGCAUCUCAAAACGCUAAUAUUCCUGUAAAUCAAGUAAUUGGAGGUCAACCUUUGGCUCCUCAAAACGCUAAUAUUCCCUUUAAUAGCCUAGCUGCCGAACAAAGAUAUGAAAUUUUAAACGAAGGUGCGGAUCCGUUUCCUAGUACUGCUGGAGAACAAGAAGCGGAUAAUCAAGCAGUUCAAUUUCCGGAC
Molecule: messenger RNA, 288 nt
Organism: Racocetra fulgida
Lineage: Eukaryota; Fungi; Glomeromycota; Glomeromycetes; Diversisporales; Gigasporaceae
Source: the annotation of a GenBank genome assembly